Molecule: messenger RNA, 1243 nt
Organism: Hevea brasiliensis (rubber tree)
Lineage: Eukaryota; Viridiplantae; Streptophyta; Magnoliopsida; Malpighiales; Euphorbiaceae
Exons: 6
Coding region: 200-1018 (272 amino acids)
Biological process (GO): protein retention in ER lumen
Cellular component (GO): membrane
Molecular function (GO): ER lumen protein retrieval receptor activity
Source: RefSeq, a predicted model, not a curated record
ACCCAUCAAACCCGCCCUAAACCAGCGGUCUACGGCACUUCCAUUUCAAAGCAACCUAUUGUCCUAAAUAUGUAAAUAAUUUCACACAACCCAAUAAGAGAUUCUCUUCAUCUUCUCUUUCUAUAUUAAAAUUAAUCAACUCAAAACCCAAAUUUCCCUCACUUUUCAUCCUUCAGGGGAAAAUCGAUCCAUUCCUCCAAUGAGAUCACAGAAAAGGCCGAUCCACGCCGUCACGACAUGGGUGCGACGACAGCCGCCCAAGGUCAAGGCUUUUUUGGCCGUGGUGUCGGGGAUGGCGGCUCUCGUCUUGCUCAGAUUCAUCGUACAUGACCAUGACAAUCUCUUCGUGGCUGCUGAGGCUGUUCACUCUAUUGGUAUCAGUGUACUUAUUUACAAGCUUAUGAAGGAGAAGACUUGCGCUGGACUAUCACUCAAGUCCCAGGAAUUGACAGCUAUGUUUUUGGCUGUCAGGCUGUAUUGCAGCUUUGUGAUGGAAUAUGAUAUACAUACCUUACUUGAUUUGGCUACACUGGCAACGACUUUGUGGGUUAUUUAUAUGAUCCGUUUCAAAUUGAAGUCUAGUUAUAUGGAGGACAAAGACAACUUUGCAAUAUAUUAUGUGGUGUUACCCUGUGCUAUUUUAGCAUUGUUUAUUCAUCCAUCUACAUCUCAUAAUUUAUUGAACAGGAUUUUAUGGGCAUUCUGUGUAUACUUGGAAGCUGUCUCGGUACUACCACAGUUGCGGGUCAUGCAGAAUACAAAGAUAGUUGAACCAUUCACGGCUCAUUAUGUAUUUGCGUUGGGAGUUGCAAGGUUCUUGAGUUGUGCCCAUUGGGUUCUCCAGGUUUUAGAUAGUCGUGGACACUUGCUGGUGGCCUUGGGGUAUGGAUUAUGGCCUUCAAUGGUUCUAAUCUCAGAAAUCGUCCAGACUUUCAUCUUAGCAGACUUCUGUUAUUAUUACAUCAGAAGUGUGUUUGGAGGACAGCUUGUUCUUCGCCUGCCCUCAGGAGUGGUGUGACUAAAGAUCCUCUUCUGCUGUGGUCCAUGAGCAACAUUGCCUCCAAAAUUAAUGUUUUUAGGCAAUGUUGUUGCAAAAUUAUUUUUUUCCCCACACAGGGUUGUCCCUUGCUGUUAUGACUGGAAGUAAAGUAGGCCGAUUGUAAAUUUGGCGAUGCAGAAACUUUGAUGGAUGAUUAUAUUUGGAAAACAUAAUUUUCAUAGUUGGAUUAACUUGUUUUGUCAA